AUAAGAUAUACUUACAUAUAAUCAAUUUUAUUUAGUCCGCUCACUUCUACUGAAGUAAACAGUACGUUUAAUAACAAUGUGUGAACAAAAAGGUCUGCCGUUUCCCUUUGAGUUUAAGGAGCUUGAUCCAGAAGAAGAAAAAUUGAUAGAAGACAAUUUGGGACCUUUUCCGACAAGUUUGAUUAAAGUGGGACCAAAAGGUUACAUUGCAUACAGACCUUACAAGAGAGAUGCUGCGAAUAUCUACAACAUGCCUCUUAGACCUACUGACGUGUUCGUCGCCAGUUAUCAACGAUCGGGAACUACAUGGACUCAAGAGCUGGUUUGGUUAAUCGUUAACAACUUCAACUACGAAAAAGCUGCCGAGAUACCACUAACACAUCGUUACCCAUUUUUAGACCAAUUCAUGUUCUUUGAACCAAACGAGAAAGAAAAAUAUAUAAACGUUAUGUCGAAAACUGGAGAAAAUUUUGACGAGAAAAAGUAUUCACAAGUUUUGGAUAUUUUGAACCGACCAGCGUCGUCGACACUCGCUGAAGUCCCAUUAUCAGAAACACGGUUCAUCAAGACACAUUUACCAAUGUCCUUGUUGCCUCCGACGCUGUUGGAUACUGCGAAGGUGGUGUACGUGGCUCGAGACCCCAGAGAUGUAGCGGUAUCCUGUUAUUACCACGCAAGGCUCUUUAAGAUGCUGAAACCGGACAAAAGCUUUAAAGACUUCUGGAAUUUGUUCCACCGUGACUUAUAUACAUUAACUCCGUUUUUCGAGCAUGUCAAAGAAGCUUGGGAGAAGAGAAACGAACCCAACAUGCUGUUCUUAUUCUACGAGGAACUCUCGAAGGAUUUACCCACAAGCAUUAAUCGUGUAGCAGACUUCUUUGGCAAAAAGUUGAAUGAGGAGCAGAUGAGCCGACUCUGCGAUCACCUCAGUAUUGAUAACUUUAAGAACAACAAAUCUGUUAAUUAUGAAGACUUGAGAGAAGUUGGAGUACUCGCCAAAGGAGAAACAUUUAUUAGGAAAGGCAAAUCGGGCGGUUGGCGCGACCACUUCGACGAGGAGAUGACACAACAGGCUGAGAAAUGGAUCGAGGACAACUUGAAGGAUACUGACCUGCGCUUUCCAGUUAUGAAAUAAAUAUUUU
This is a messenger RNA of Spodoptera exigua (beet armyworm), 1142 nucleotides long. NCBI's taxonomy places the organism in Eukaryota, Metazoa, Arthropoda, Insecta, Lepidoptera, Noctuidae. The record is from the annotation of a GenBank genome assembly.